Molecule: messenger RNA, 1666 nt
Organism: Herpailurus yagouaroundi (jaguarundi)
Lineage: Eukaryota; Metazoa; Chordata; Mammalia; Carnivora; Felidae
Product: cohesin subunit SA-2-like
Exons: 13
Coding region: 204-1484 (426 amino acids)
Biological process (GO): sister chromatid cohesion
Cellular component (GO): chromatin; nucleus; cohesin complex
Molecular function (GO): chromatin binding
Source: RefSeq, a predicted model, not a curated record
GCUUCAACCUGGGCCAUGGGUCGCGCCGCGCCGCCCCUGCGGGCGUGUUUGCCUGCCGCGUGGGGGCAGCCGACACGCACAGCCCACGCAGAAGGCGAGGCCCAGGGCCCGAGGGGUGUGUCUGCUGGGGAGUCUUGGUGGGGGGCUGCCCUUCCGUGGUGACCGGGCCCCGUUUCUCUGUCCUAAAGGACGCCAGCGUGCGGAUGAAGUGCAUCCUGGCGCUGAAGGCGCUCUACGAGAAGAGAGAGUCGGCUAUGAAGCUGGGCCUUUUCUUCCACAAGUUCAAGAAACGAAUCCUGUCGAUGACCCAGGACAGGCAGCCGGAGAUCACGUCCGAGUGCAUGCAGCUCCUGCGGCUUAUAUCCGAGCACUACGUGGGCGUGUUCUCAUCCAUGGAGUACGUCUUCCUGUUCCAGUUCGUGUACGCGGCCUACAGGCCCAUGGCGACCGCCGCCGGCGAGCUCAUCUGUAAGAGGCUCCUGGCCCCUCCGCCCCAAGAAGGUGUCUUUGGUCAAAACCCUCCCGACGAGUUUGACAGAAACAUCCAGAACAUGAAGACGCUCAUCGACUUCUACCUGCAGGGCGAGUUCCACAGACACGUCCCAUACCUGGUGGACGGCCUGUGGGACGCGGCGCCCGCCCUGGUCCGGAACUGGGAGUGCAUGACGGCCCUGCUGCUGGAGCCACGUGGCGGGCGCCAAGCGCUGACGAGCCAGCAGGAGAGAGUCCUCAUCGAGAUCCUCGUGGCCGCCGUGCGACAGGCCGCAGAGGGCCACCCCCCUGCUGGCCGCGAACUGGGCAAGAGAGCCUCCAGGGAGGUGGACGGGACCCGCCGCUGGCGUGAGCGUGCCAGCAUGAGCCGACACUUUGUGAAGGUGCUGCCCCAGCUGCUGUCCAAGUUUGCCGCGGACAAGGAGAAGGUGACGCCCCUCCUGCAGAUCCCGCAGUACUGCAACCUGGACGUGUAUGACAAGGACGGCCUGGGCUCGGACCUCGACUCGGCCCUGCUGGAGCUGGACUGCCUCGUGCAGCGGCACUCGGACGUGGCGGUGCUGGAGGCCUGUGCCCGCGCCUACGGCGCCUACUGCUGCGAGGGGGGCUCCGCCCACUGCCAGGCCGCCCCCGCCUGCAGCCGGCUGGUGGACAUGCUGGUGGACGCGCUGACGCCGCUGCUCGACGUGUUCCUCCAACACGAGAAACAAGGCCAGUUCCUGGGACACCACGAGAUGGGUCGCAUCUGCUCGACGCUGCGGAGGCUGGUGGCCUUCUACAGCACGCAUGACCUGAGCAGCUGGAACCUGUACGAGAAGAUGGACAGUCUGCUGACCCUGCGCAGGCACCAGGGCAGCAUGCCCACCGAGGUCAUCCACUGUGCGCUGCAGUGCACCUACUAUGCACUCCUGUGGCAGAUCGUUGCAGCCACGGACCGGCUGCCGCCUCAGGUGGGUGAGGGGCUGGGAGGGGUCCGGUGCGGGUAUGGGUAGGUAAGAGGUGGUGGUGGGGGCAGGUGUGGGCAGGUGAGGGACCGGUGCAGGUGUGGGCAGGGUCAGGUGUGGGCAGGUGGGGGGCGGUGGGGCGGCACGUGCGGGUACGUGGACUCCAGUUGUCUGUGACGGAUGCGGCAGGCUGGGGACAGGGGACAGGGUCACCACUUCGACAGGCAUCC